This is a messenger RNA of Abrus precatorius (Indian licorice), 1855 nucleotides long. Its product is annotated as sterol 14-demethylase. The record is from RefSeq and is a predicted model, not a curated record. Gene Ontology annotation, molecular function: heme binding; iron ion binding; oxidoreductase activity, acting on paired donors, with incorporation or reduction of molecular oxygen. The transcript has 2 exons. Lineage: Eukaryota; Viridiplantae; Streptophyta; Magnoliopsida; Fabales; Fabaceae. The coding region runs from base 166 to 1626 and encodes 486 amino acids.
AAGCACUAAAGUGUAACAAACUGAGAGAUCUACGACAAAACAGAUCUGUGGCAACUGGCAACUUUUUAGUCAUUGGAUUCAUCAACAACAAUUGUAUCAAACAAAAACACAAACACAUUACUCACACAUUACUCAUCUCCUUCACUUCACAUUACUCACACAUCCAUGGAAAUUGACAAGAUUUUCAACACCGGUUUGCUCAUUGUGGCUACCAUUUUGGUGGCCAAACUUAUCUCAUCGUUCAUAGUGCCCAAAUCAAGAAAGAGACUUCCCCCGGUGAUGAAGGGGUGGCCCCUCGUUGGAGCCCUUCCCCGUUUCCUCAAAGGUCCAAUUUUUAUGCUCCGCGAAGAGUACCCAAAACUUGGAAGCGUCUUCACCUUGAAGUUCUUUCACAAAAACAUCACUUUCUUGAUUGGCCCUGAGGUUUCUUCACACUUCUUCAAGGCCCCAGAGAAUGAACUCAGCCAGCAAGAGGUGUAUCGGUUCAAUGUGCCAACUUUUGGACCUGGGGUGGUCUUUGACGUUGAUUACUCUGUGAGGCAAGAGCAGUUCAGGUUUUUCACUGAGGCUCUUAGGGUCAACAAGCUCAAGAGUUAUGUCAAUCAGAUGGUUGCAGAAGCUGAGUACUAUUUCUCAAAGUGGGGACCAAGUGGGGAGAUUGAUUUGAAGUAUGAGCUUGAGCAUCUGAUCAUCUUGACAGCCAGUAGAUGCCUUUUGGGCCGUGAAGUUCGUGACAAGCUCUUUGAUGAUGUCUCUGCAUUGUUCCAUGACCUUGAUAAUGGGAUGCUUCCAAUCAGUGUCAUCUUACCAUACCUGCCAAUCCCAGCUCACAAGCGCCGUGACCAAGCACGCGCAAAGCUUGCUGAGAUCUUUGCAAACAUCAUAGCAUCUCGCAAGAGUGCCAACAAAUCAGAAGAUGACAUGCUGCAGUGCUUCAUUGACUCAAAAUACAAAGAUGGUCGCCCAACAACCGAAUCUGAAGUGACUGGACUGCUCAUUGCUGCGCUUUUCGCAGGUCAACACACAAGUUCCAUUACCUCCACUUGGACUGGUGCAUACCUCCUGUGUAACAACAAGUACCUUUCAGCCGUGUUGGAGGAGCAGAAGAUGUUGAUGGAAAAGCACGGGGACAGAGUUGAUCAUGAUGUUUUGGCUGAAAUGGAUGUGCUGUAUAGGUGCAUUAAAGAAGCCUUGAGACUCCACCCCCCUCUGAUUAUGCUGAUGAGAAGCUCACACACUGAUUUUAGCGUCACAACAAGAGAGGGGAAAGCAUAUGACAUUCCCAAGGGUCAUAUAAUUGCGACAUCACCUGCGUUUGCUAACAGGCUAAGUCACGUUUUCAAGGACCCUGAUAGGUUUGAUCCUGAUCGAUUUGCUGUUGGCAGGGAAGAAGACAAGGUGGCAGGUGCAUUCUCAGUCAUUUCAUUUGGAGGAGGCCGACAUGGAUGCCUCGGUGAACCCUUCGCAUAUCUGCAGAUAAAAGCAAUAUGGACUCAUCUGCUGAGGAAUUUUGAACUGGAGUUGGUGUCACCUUUUCCUGAGAUCGAUUGGAAUGCCAUGGUUGUAGGAGUGAAAGGAAAAGUGAUGGUCCGAUAUAAGCGGAAGGAGCUUUCUCUUAAUCAAUAGGACCAAAUGUUUCAGUGUUUGGCAUCAUUUUAUUUUAAGCAGCUCUUGUUAGUCUUUCUGGUUCAGUUUCAGUCCUAGUUAACUGUUUUUCACCAUGGAUUUCUAGAAUCUUGAUUUUGAUUUUAUGUAAUUUUGGCAAGUGUUUUCAACUUACUUUGGUUUUUUCAUGUAUUGGUUGAUAGUAACCUGUGUUGAAGUGAAAUGGUAAGAUCAAAAUACAAAUUGCGAA